AUGGCCCGAGGCCGAAGAGACCCCUCGCGAGCCCGCUGGCUCUUGCCCGCUGCUCUAACCCUUACCGCUGCCGUCGCUACAGCUGGAGUCUAUUUCUGGCGAGAAAUGGAAGAUCAUGAAGCUGCGACCGGCUUUCGCUCCGAAGACGAGGAGACCGCUGAUGAGAAGCGGAAAACGCGCGGGAUGACCGGCAGGAGCUUUGGCAAUAACUCUGCCUCUGCAACUGGACCGGGGAUCACAGGGCGAGUCAGCGAGAUAUGGAAGGAGUUCUUCCAGGGCAGCAGCGACGAAUCCGACGGAGGUCGUAAAAGUCGAGCCGGCCCGUCCAUGAGCGGUCCUCCUCGUCCCUCUUCGUCCGGAGCCUCGAGUAGCAGUCUCGGGAGGAACAGUCUGCCCCGAUCCGUCAUACCGGAUCCAGUAGCCAGCGUACCCAUCCUUGGAAACUCCCAAGAGAUAGACUGGGAAAAGAAGAGAAUCAUUGCCCUUGUUAUAUCUGGCAACGAAGAACUCGACGAGUCCCUCCUCCUCUCCCUCCCCACCCCUGUAGACAUCUCCCGCUGGAUCCUCUUAAUCUUCGUGUACGCUCCUCCACCACCUCCAUCCCCUUCACUCGUCAAUCUUUCCCCACGGCCAAUGCACCGUUCCCCUUCUCCGGCCUUGUCCAUGAAAUCAUAUACUUCCUCAAAAUCCUUUGCUAGAACCCAACCUUCCCCCCCUGAACACUCUCCCGAAACUUCCCCAUCUCUAGUCCCCAUCCUUCGUACUCCCCUAACCUCAGGCCGUACCUCGCGCGCCGGAGACGGCGUCUUCAUUGAUGAUGAUGACUUGGCAGAUCAUCUCACCUCCACUGCAUCGCUAACUUCCAGCCGACUACGCCUGAGCUCGUUCUCUAGGAAAUCCAGAUCCAAUAGCUAUAACCACGGAUACUCAUCAAUGUCCGAACUCGAUGCUCCAACGCCCUCGGCAUCAUCUACCUUUGCAAAGCGACUUAGUGGUUCAUUCCGCCGUGGUCGCCGAGGCGGUACAGACGAUUCCUCUGAUCUAUCCGAAGAAACAUCAGUAGAUAACUCCGUCACAAUGCCCGGAUUGAUCCUAAAAACCUUUGGAAGAGAUUUCCCUCAUCAACAGGUUAUGCAUUACUCUACUCCCAAGGGUGUGGUUCAUAUGCUCCGUCACCUUGGUGUCUCGAUCGUUUUCCUUUCCGAAUCGUGCGCUUCAAUCCCUUCUGCAGAAAAUAACACUACCUCUUCAUCAGAUGAAGCCCCAUCUAGCAUGCCCGGCUCUCUUGCCGUUUCUCCACCGCCAGGAACGGCCGCUUCCGUAGGCGGUGGUGAAAUUGUAGGACUGCUAAAAGACUGGGUUGGAGAAAUUGUGCUCGUCUUGGACGAAGAAGAAGAUGACAGCGCACCGGUCCUACCUAGUGCCGUUAGUGGCGGUGAGGAUGACUACGGUGAGAGAAGAAGAAGGAUGAAGGGGAAGGAUAAAUACGCAGGAGCCGUCAACGAAUCCACCGGACGAAAGAGACGUUGGUUGAAGGAUAAGAAUGUUGCUAGGAGUAUAACCAUCUGCGAUAGGCAGGGACUAAAGGGUAUCUGGAGGGCGAAGGUGGAGGGAGUUAGGCCGUAA
Orbilia oligospora ATCC 24927 is the source of this 1626-nucleotide messenger RNA. RefSeq lists its product as uncharacterized. The transcript is spliced from 2 exons. The record is from RefSeq and is a predicted model, not a curated record. Bases 1 to 1626 code for a protein of 541 amino acids. Lineage: Eukaryota; Fungi; Ascomycota; Orbiliomycetes; Orbiliales; Orbiliaceae.